Cotesia glomerata is the source of this 3733-nucleotide messenger RNA. RefSeq lists its product as uncharacterized. Gene Ontology annotation, biological process: regulation of transcription by RNA polymerase II. The record is from RefSeq and is a predicted model, not a curated record. NCBI's taxonomy places the organism in Eukaryota, Metazoa, Arthropoda, Insecta, Hymenoptera, Braconidae. Gene Ontology annotation, molecular function: DNA-binding transcription factor activity, RNA polymerase II-specific; protein dimerization activity; RNA polymerase II cis-regulatory region sequence-specific DNA binding. Bases 1396 to 3636 code for a protein of 746 amino acids. The transcript has 10 exons.
UGGUAGAAGGUAGAAGCGGGUGACGCCGCAGAGCGCUCGCGAACUAAACGAGUGAGUAUUUGCCCGGGCGAGCCGCGAGCCGGGCUGAUCGUAUCGGGUGUGUUGUCAGUGCGUCUUUAUUUAAUGUACAGUGUCUACAGUACGUCGGUAAUCACGUGAAUUGGACAAUUGUCCGGAAAGUCUGUAACAGUAACAGUUACAUCACAAAUAAAUAAAAUCUCCGAGGAGUUACAUCAACACUUGGCGUGGCCGAUGGAGGACCUACGUCGCUGCUGCAGUCACCGAGCUGCAAUUAAGCCGUUAAAUAAAUAGCCAAUAAUAAUAAUAAACAGCGACAAAGGCAGUUCAUAAUAAUCAACAACCUGGACCAGGAUUUUUUAUUUAUAAUUUUAAUAAAUAUUAUUCAUCAGUAAUUACAAAGAAGAAUUGAAGUAUCAAGACAGUGUAGUGGUAAUAGUUAGUAAAAAUAAAAAAAUAAAAAAAAAAUAACUAAACAUAACAGAGAAUAUUAUCCAGCUUGUCGUCGAGAGAGUGAGAGUGAAGGAGCCGGCUGAGAGAUUAACAAAGACAGCGGACACUCCGACACUUAUGCUACACGCCCAGGCCGUAUUGCUGCGUCACAUGGGCCGCGUUCAUUGGUCGAUAGAGCACCGUGACGUCACAAAAGCGAGGAUGAUUGGCUAAAACUCCGGGUCCCGGACACGUGAAUCGUGGCCAAGCAAGCAUGGCUGUUGAUGCGCAGUGGUUAACACUUGUAAAAUGUUUCUGCCACGCGCCAGAUCGAUCAGGUUAACGUGAUUCCGAUGCUUUUUUUAAAACAAACUUCCUUGUCAAUAAAAUAAAUGGAGUUAUUGCUUGAGGUACUUUUUAAUAAUUAUUAUAAUUAUUAAUUUAUUGACAGAAAAUAGUUGGUGGUAGGUUAGGAAGAUAUUGUGACAGUAAUAAUUAAGGUGAUCAGUGAGAGCUAUUUGAUCGGCAGCAGCAGUACAGACACAUACAGACGGACAAAUAUAUAUUAGUGAGCCAACACAUGCUCGGGUUAUCUCAACAAAAAUACCGCGUGUCCAAGUGUCAUUUUCAAGUUGGUGUGUAACGUCAAAAAUAAAUAAACCGGAGAAGGGGAAAAAAUAAAAAAGUUCAUUAAAAUUCCAAUUGGAAAAUAUAUAUAUACAUAUAUUUAUUUAAAGAAAGGUUUGAAAGAGCGACACGAAGCACGUUGAGCGAAAAAAAAAUUUAGCCUUCAGCUGGGAUUGAUUUCUCCUCUCGUGAAAGUGCCCGAGCUAAGCGCGCGUAGCGGUUCCAUUGUGUUGUAUGACUCAGACGCAGAGACUUGUCAUUUAUUUUGGUUUGUGACAGCCGAGCUUUUAUUGAUUUUUAUUAAAAUCAAAAGCUAAAAUGAGUCUCGAAACACUUUUGGAAGCAGCACGUUACGUUGAACAGCAAGAGAAGAAGAGGGAACGUGCUGCAAGUACAUCCUCUUCUUCGGAUCACUCUUUUGCCGUAGCACCUUACUCUAAUCAUCACAAUUCUAAUGAACCACGUGGUGCUAAACUCAAGAGAGAAAGAUCGGAGCCAGAUGACCUGUUUUGCGAGGAGAAAAUGCUUAUAAUUGAUGAAGAAGAUCCUCUGGACAUUGCCAGGUCUAAUGGGAACCACGCGACAGGUCUAAGGACCAGCCCGGUGAUUGCCAGCACUCAUUCUCUCGGAAACCAAAAUUCCAUAACACACAUCACUAGCCAUCCCCAGCACCAGCAGCACCCUCACCAUCAUCACAGCUACCAGCAGCCUCAAACUCAGAUCCAGCAUCACAACAAUCACAACAGUGCUUCGCACGAUCAUUAUGUCGAUAAUUAUAAUUCUAAUCACACUGCUGGCAAUGGCGGCGCUACUUUGUCUACCGAUGAGUCUGCUCACGACAAUAAGAAGCAUCGAAAUCCACCGUGUGUAAUUAGAUCUGGAACAAGAGAAGUGCAUAAUAAAUUAGAGAAGAAUAGGCGAGCUCAUCUUAAAGAAUGUUUCGAGUUAUUGAAGAAACAAUUACCAGCUCAAGAUGAAAAAAAAUCUUCUAAUUUAUCGAUUCUCCAUGCAGCCAUCAGACACAUACAAGUCCUAGUGAGAAAGGAGAGAGACAACGAGCACGAGAUGGAGAAAUUGGCACGGGAAAAAAUAGCGUCUCAACAGAGGAUAGUUGCGUUGAAAAAAGAGCUGGCUGGUAGGUGGCCGCAUCUUGAUUUUAGCCAGAUAUUAAAGGAACCAAAUCUUGCUGUUGAUACUUCUGGGUCUAAAAAUCCUGAAGCAAUGGAUGUUGAUGUAUCAGCAGGCUUAGCUCGUGGUGGUACCCGUUACAGCAGCACAAGUAGUCUAAGCAGCGCAGCAACAGCAAACUCACCUCAAAAUCACCACCAGUCCACAAGUACCGUGACACAAUCAACGUCAAUGCAAAAUCAAACAGCAACGGCGGCUGUUGUUUGUCAAACACAAGGUUUGAAUCUUGCUCAAAGCUCUAGAGAAAGUCCUCCUACUAGUUCUAGUCCUGGAGCAUCAACACCUAGCAUUCCUACUCCUGCUCAGGAGAAAGUAGCGUCUCCAACAGUGGUACAGCAGCAACCGCAUCAACUCCAUUUACCGAUAAGUGCCCAGAUGUUGAACACGAGCCAGGGCUUGGCGACAAUAGUCCCUACGCUGCAACACCUCGGUCCGGGGCUGAGAGUCAUACCUGGAGACACACGACAACUGCUGGUGACACACACCACUGGCAGCAAUGAGACGCGACCGCUGACAUUGGCUGUGCAAAACUCGACGGACCAGUCUCCGCGGCCACUUAUCGCAGUUCAGUCGCAAGCUGGCUCAGAUCCAAGACCAGUCGCCCUGGUGGUACACUCGACGGCGGCGAAUGACAACCGCGUUACCUUUGUUCAUUCGAAUCUGUCUAAUCAAGAGCGACCAUUGGCUCUGGCUGUUCAGUCUGGUGCCAGCGAUGUUCGUCCUGUUACUUUUGUACACUCCGGUAAUGAGGGGCGACCUUUAGUCCUCGCUACUCAUCCUCCGCCUCUUAAUGUUACAACACAAACAAGAAUAAGAUCUGGAGAAACACAAACGACACACAAAAUCGGAGGAGUAACACUAGUGGGUGGAAAUGGAUCCGAGUUAACGCGACUACCCGGCGGAGCAGAAUUGAACAUUUUACCUGCAAAUGGUGUGUUUCGUUCCGUAAAAACGCAAUCACUUGCUGUUCAAGGAGGACUAACACUGAGCCACGCUGGAGUGUCACUACAAACUUCAUCAGGAAAGCAAGCGGUGAUGCAAAACGUGCCUACCAGCGAAGGAAUCGCCCACAUAGUGGGCCAACACACAUCACUGUCUGGCCUAACACCCAUCGUAACACCAAUGACCGUGGUGUCUCAGGGUAACAACCAAGUAACGGCCCACAUUCUCGCCCCGUCUAACCUCACCGGGAAGAUGAUCACCACGCCGAUUCUCAAGUCUGUUGGGCAAGUGCCGCUAGUUAAUGCCCAGUAUCUAAACACAACGACAAUCGUUAAACCCGUUGUUGUUGUCAGUACGUCAGCCAACGCAACGUCACCCACAAUAACUUCCACGACACAGCCUUCCGUAACGAGUAAUUCUAAUGUCUGACAAAAUCGUAAAAAAAUUAAGAUCGUCUGAAACAUUUAUUUUUAUUUUAAUUCAGCAUUUUUUUUCACUGACACUUUUUUUAAUAUUUAUGUUGAUA